UUCUCAUUUCCUCUUUGCAGAGGAAUUUGGCAAAGGGCAUUGGUUAAAUAAUAAGACACUCUCGUUAGAGUGCUCGUCCCUCGUGCCCUUACCUGCCUAUUCCAACUAUCUGGCAAAAUCAUGUCUUUGAACCAAAAUGCCGAGUUGAAACCAAGGAUGGGCUCUUUUAAGAAGAGGAGCUCUUCUAAGAAUUUGAGGUAUUCAAUGACCAAGAAAAGAAGAAGUAGCAAAGUGAUGUCUGUGGAGAUCAUCGAGGAUGUGCAUGACGCCGAGGAGUUGAAAGCGGUUGACGCCUUUCGCCAAUCGCUUAUACUCGAUGAGCUACUCCCGGAGAAACACGAUGACUACCAUAUGAUGCUUAGAUUUUUGAAGGCCAGAAAAUUUGAUCUUGAGAAAACCAAACAGAUGUGGACUGAAAUGCUUAAAUGGAGGAAGGAGUUUGGUGCUGACACUGUCAUGGAGGAGUUUGAUUUCAAGGAAAUUGAUGAAGUGUUGAAAUACUACCCUCAAGGACACCACGGAGUUGACAAGGAAGGACGACCUGUGUACAUUGAGAGGCUAGGUCAAGUAGAUUCUACCAAGUUGAUGCAAGUCACAACCAUGGAUAGGUAUGUGAACUACCAUGUUAGGGAGUUUGAGAGGACCUUCAAUGUUAAGUUACCAGCGUGCACCAUCGCAGCAAAGAAGCAUAUUGAUCAAAGCACAACUAUUCUUGAUGUCCAAGGAGUGGGACUCAAAAACUUCAACAAGGCUGCUAGAGACUUGAUCACACGUCUUCAAAAGGUCGACGGUGACAACUAUCCUGAGACCUUGAACAGGAUGUUUAUCAUCAAUGCUGGCUCAGGAUUCAGAAUGUUGUGGAACACGGUUAAGUCCUUCCUUGACCCAAAGACUACAGCAAAGAUCCAUGCAAGUAUUCAANGAUUUUGA
This is a messenger RNA of Camelina sativa (false flax), 930 nucleotides long. Lineage: Eukaryota; Viridiplantae; Streptophyta; Magnoliopsida; Brassicales; Brassicaceae. The record is from RefSeq and is a predicted model, not a curated record.